Molecule: messenger RNA, 2470 nt
Organism: Daldinia caldariorum
Lineage: Eukaryota; Fungi; Ascomycota; Sordariomycetes; Xylariales; Hypoxylaceae
Exons: 1
Coding region: 174-2432 (752 amino acids)
Molecular function (GO): protein binding
Source: RefSeq, a predicted model, not a curated record
CACGAUAUCGAUAUCCAAUUCCAACAUCCACCAAAAACCCCCUUCCACACUCAUUUAACAGAUGAUCAUGACCUUUUGAAAAGCGACCGUAAUCUGGAGGCCACUGUAUUUGGUCUUAUUGUCGCUCAUUUACUCGGAGUCAUCGCAUUGGGUUUGGAGUUUUAUAUCAUACCAUGUCACUUCCUGAACCGCUGUUGCCGUUAAAAGGCGCAUGCAGCGUCAUAUUCGAUAAUACUUUAUACUCGUACUCGUCCGCUGGAUUCGAGUCGUUAAAACUAGAAGAUGGGGCGCAAUGGGAAAAGUUAGCUAGUGGACACUCGGUGGAAGGUGGUGUUUGUGUUGGAACGACGCCGAAAGAUUCCUCGAAGGCCGCACUAUUCGUCGUUGGCGGAAAGUCGAAGUCGUCUGACUACGCGGGUCUCCAGAAGUUCACGUAUAAAACCAAGAAAUGGGAAGCUAUAGCUCCGGAAGUGAACGUGACGCAGAAUCGGGUAUACCAUAGCGCCGCGUAUAUCCAGGGCAGCGAUUCGAUUUUGGUUUACUCAGGUUCUACUGAUGGAAACCCAAGUUUGUCUUCCCAAACCUUCACCGUUGGGGCAUCUGAACCAUACGAGGUGUUGGCCUUUCAAUCGACCCUCUCUCCGCCAGGAAUCGCGCCAAUAAUUCUUCCAUGGUCGGACACACAAGCAGUCAUGCUCGGUGGUAACCCAACUAACACGCGAGUAAUGCUAUUCGAUCCGGUCGCCUCAUGGAUUGAUCCAGGCAUAACUUUGGCAGAGCCGCUGCCUAAGAACUCCACUUUCGUCAAGGCUGCUAUUAUAGACGGCGAUGAUGGUAGCAAACAUCUUUAUACGUUUGAUAUGAGCACCUCCCCAAACACUGUUAACAGGACCAUGUUGUCGACUGGUGGCGGCCUCCCUAUAGCCGGCGCGGCCCCAGUCAGAGAAUCUGUCUCGAGUCGUGAUUUACAGGAGGGCAACGAUGCUGCUAUUGAGAAGCGAGCACUUACUGAGGACAACUGGCCGAAAUACAACUCGACUUUAGCGCCGCGUAGCACACGGAAUGACUACUCCAUAGCUACCGAUUCGAAUGGUCUGGUGGUAAUAUCGGGUGGAAACGACGAUGAGGUAUUGUGCAUGUUCAAUGCGAAGCAGAACACUUGGAAAAACGCAACAGCCGUGUUUGGACAGCAAAAGGGUUUCUCUAUCCAGUCGACACCUGAAUCAUCAUCAUCGGUAUCUUCCUCUUUCUCUAGCACUGCCACGUCCUUUUCGACCUCGACCUCGGAUCCUAUCGUCGCUGCUACUACUGAUGCCAUCAGUGCUACCCCUACGCCUACUCCUGCACCUCAAGCGGAGAACAACUCACUCGAGCCAACAACUUUAUUAGGAAUAGUACUUGGAACUAUCUUCGGUUUCGCGUUUGUUUUAAUGUGCUUGUUGUUCUGGAUGAAGCACCUUCGGAAGCGUCAGAACCAUGCUGAUGCAGGACAUGCGCCAAUGGACAGGGGAAUAUCGGACGAGAAGAGCGGAUUUGACCAGGAAUUCGCAAAGGACCCGGGUGGGCACUUCAAAGGGCAUGUCCCGCAGGACUCAGUAGGUUCAUUCUCGUCAAUGGCUAUCUUGAUGGGCAAGGUACCGAAGUCCGCCAUGCAGCCUCAAGGAAACAACGAAAUGAAGCGUAACUCUACCAACAGCAUCUUUAAUAAGCAAUUCAAGAGCACUAUUGGUCGACCACAGCCUCAGGAAGGUCCAGAGCCAGAUUUCCUCUCGAGGGAUGAAAAGGGUGUGGCCUUCGCCGCCGAUUUGAGCGAACCUAAACCGCGACCUCGACCAGCUGCACCAGACAGUGGAGAUGAUACGAUGAGGAGGAGCUCUGGCUGGAAUCGUUACUGGUCCGGUGGUAGCGCGCUUUCCGUCUUUGGCCUCGGGAAUGGCAACUCGCAGCAUGGAAAUGGUUCGGAGCCCAGCUCUUUCUAUUCGAACAAAAAUCGUCUAACUCAGGAUUCCGCGACUGUACCAGCCCUAUCCGUGCCGUCCUUGCAAGUCCCACAAGGGCGAGCCGAAUUGAAUUACGUCAACUCGAGCAGCCCAACAAUUUCCCAGCACAACCUUCACAUCGGAGAGGGACUGUCCGGCCAAAUAGAACGUCCCAUAUCUACUGUAUCAUCUUCCGGUUAUUCUAGCGGCAUCCCGCCUAGUGUUCACGAUACUUGGGAUCCGACGACGAUGAAAAAGGCUUGGGGCGACGUGCGGGCUCCCAGUAGCACUUAUAGUCAGAGCGUCUAUCAGACUGUUCUCGGGCCUCCCGGUGCAAGCGGACCUCCCACGGGUAUCUCUUCUCAGCCGCCACAGGUAGCUACGGCGUCUAACUCAAACGAUUUGAGCUGGCUGAACUUGGGAGACAACAACAACAACCAGCCGUUUAAAUAGAUCCUUUCAUAUAUUUUCAAGACUGGUGUUUGCUUUUG